Messenger RNA from Rhizoctonia solani, 1671 nucleotides. RefSeq lists its product as uncharacterized. The record is from RefSeq and is a predicted model, not a curated record. NCBI's taxonomy places the organism in Eukaryota, Fungi, Basidiomycota, Agaricomycetes, Cantharellales, Ceratobasidiaceae. Bases 1 to 1671 code for a protein of 556 amino acids. The transcript is spliced from 7 exons.
AUGGGAAAACUCUCUUUGCGGCCGACUCGAAGGGAUGCAAUAGUAGCUGUCGCGGGCAUGGCAUGCAUGCUGCUCUUUUCUCGCAUGUUCGAGCUCGGCAUCCAGGAUCCCUCCUCACAUUCCUUGCACAUCCCCCCCGACACUGUGCUCGCCAACCAGCAGCAUCUGGCACCCUCGAGGCCCAGUUACAGACACCAGGUCGUACCGCAAGACGAUGUUACACCCAAGCCCGCACCCAUCCCCAUUCUUCCAAAACACGCUUCUCAUGACGUGAUACACAAUCCCAUACAACACACCACUCCUUCGAUUCUUAAAACACAGUCCUGGCCAGACUUCUCUUCCGGCUUACCUCACACCAAACUUCUCAAACAUGGCGCAGGUUGGACGGUCUUUGAAAAUAUCUACAUGUCCAAUGGGACAAUGUACAUCAUAACAGACAACCCUUCCGCCUGGCCCCAGCGAAGAAUGAUGAUUGAUACGGGCAUCACUGCUCUCAACACUCCAGAGAACAUUGCUGCUCGCGAGCCAACCGAGUACGACCUCGAUUGGAUUACCCCUAAAGAAGCAGAAGCACGCUGGGGAAGCGAGUUUGGGCUGUGUCAGACUUUACGGUCUUGUACUGGGACCCCCUUCAUUGUCAACCACUACUAUCACUUUGCAGCAGAGCUGCUUAUGGGAACUUGGCGCAUGCUUGCUUCUUUCGACCCAUUUAUCAACGUGCACGGAGAAUACACUAAGAUUCCUACACCUGCACGUGCUGUUUUUCCUCAUGUGGAGCCUAAAGUGUGGCGCGACGGUCCAUCGUUUAACCAAUUCUUCCUUCAUGCUGUAUGGCCCGGCAUCGGAAUGGAAUUUAGUGAUGCUUGGGAGGACCGGGUUAAGCUUACAAGGUCAUCCGACCCCUCGGAUCCUAACAACAAAGCACCUCAUGCCUUCUUAUACGAGAAAGUCUUGCUUGCCGAUCGCUCGGCGUCUUUCCGAGGCGCACAUUGCUCCAUAAACGCUCGCACAGUCUCGGAGGCCAUCGAAGCCACUCGUGCUGAUCUCGAGGAUGGUCCAGGAGACGACAAGGGCAAAUGGUGGUGGGAGCCUCUCAGGCGUAGGAUCUUGAAAAUCUCCAGUGUCGAUCAAGCUAUCCAAGAUAUAAGCUUGCGGGAAACCGACUGUCCAUAUCACCUACAUCUCUCGACAAACCGCUCGCAUCGUAAACUCAUCAAAGAGGAUCACGACGGUCUUGUUACUGUACUCAAGGAACUCGUAGCCCGAAAGAACGCACUUCCACCCUCCCCUCAGAACCGUCGUUGGCGUUUAGAGAUUGUCGAAGCCGAGCAUAUUUCGCGAGAGGAGCAAGUUAGGAUUGCCGCGCGGACGACUGUUAUGCUUGGAGUACACGGCAAUGGGCUGACCCACUUGAUUAUGAUGCCCAUCACUCCACUUUCCACUGUGAUCGAGUUAUUUUAUCCGGGUGGAUUCGCAAGGGAUUAUCAGUGGACAGUACGGCCCUUGGAAUGCGGCAUUAUGGUGUUCAUAACAAUACCGCUUUCACCGAGCCGUCGCUCCCUCUCGUCCAAUACCCCGAAGGUUUCCAGGGUAACGAGAUCCCCGUUCAUGGACCGUUCAUCGCCGACCUUGAUUGAGGAACGAAUUGAUGGGGUCGCAGUCAAGUUGUAA